AAACAACGAAUUUUAGCAGAAUAAUCGGCAGUGGAAUUUUUACUUAGUUUUUCCUCCAAUCUCCCAGACUCUUUCUUGUUUCAAUCCGAUCUGAAAAAGACUCGGAAAACUACACCGAAAAGCUCUCCAAAUAAAAGUUAUCUUCACUUUAUCUGAGUUCUCUGAUUGGGGGGCCUCUCACUUUCACUUGUUCCAUCGCUCAAGAAAGAUUGCUUCCUCAUUUGCGUUCUGUAAUCAGUGCAUGUGUCAAAUUUCGCGAUGGAAUCACUUGUGGAUGGAGUUAGUUCCUCUCUCAAGGAUCAUAUUUCAGCUCCUGCUGUAGGUUGUAAUCCUCCUCCUGGUUUAGGGGCUAAUCGACCUCCUCAUCCUCCGUCUUUAAAACAACCUAGAUAUGAGGGGGCCUCAUCUGCAUCCAAUGCAGGUGCUACAGAUAAUGGGAUGAAAACAUCCUCCUCUCCAACAGGUUCUGUGAUUAGUUCAAAGCAUUCACAAAAAACAUCUCACGAUCAUACAUGGAAGGAAGGAGUGUCUAACUCAUCGAAACACCAUCUCAAAUCAAACAAUCAGAAACAGGAAUUGAUGAGCCCCGAUGAUGUUCUUGAUCAAAUGGCACAAUAUUCUUCCCACAAGCAGGUUUCUACAUUGGAAAUCAAAUCAUAUCUUAAGCAUCCAGUUUAUGAUUCUGAGAAUAGUAGUUCAAGCAGUUUGUUGGAAUCUGUGGAUCUUGUUACACACCCAGCUAAAGGAACUGCUGAGGUUUUGAACAGCCGAUUUUCCUCUCAAUCAGGAAUCAGUUUUUGUCCAAGUCCUCAAAAUAGUUUCUACUCUGCUACACAGUACACAGAAGCUAAACAAAGUUUCACCAACACUGAAGUCAGCGAGGGUGCAAGCAGUGUCGAGAAGUCUGCUGAAAGUGUUGAAGUUGGCAACUCCUGUGAUAUAAUAGAGAGCAGAAAGACGAGUACAUAUAGAGGUAGCACUGGCAGUGAUAUUAGUGAUGAGAGCAGCUCCUGUAGUUUAAGCAGUGCUAUGUACAAACCUCACAAGGCAAAUGAUACAAGAUGGGAAGCAAUUCAGGCUAUCAGAACUCGGGAUGGUCUGUUGGGGUUGAACCACUUUAAGCUUUUGACGAGAUUGGGAUGUGGAGAUAUAGGUUGUGUUUAUCUAUCAGAGUUGACUGGCACAAGAAGUUAUUUUGCUAUGAAAGUCAUGGAUAAAGCCGCUUUAGAGAGUAGGAAGAAACUUCUGAGGGCUCAGACCGAAAGAGAGAUUUUGCAAUCUCUGGAUCAUCCUUUUUUACCCACUUUGUAUACACACUUUGAGACUGAGAAGUUUUCAUGCUUGGUGAUGGAGUUUUGCCCCGGAGGAGAUCUCCAUGCACUCCGACAAAGACAACCUGGGAAGUAUUUUCCAGAGCAUGCUGCCAGGUUUUAUGUGGCAGAAGUUCUUCUUUCUUUGGAGUAUUUGCACAUGCUUGGGAUCAUUUACAGAGACCUUAAACCAGAGAAUGUUUUAGUGAGGGAAGAUGGGCAUAUAAUGCUUUCAGAUUUUGACCUCUCCCUAAGAUGCGCAGUGUGCCCAACCCUAGUCAAAUCCUCAAAUUCUAGCUUGGAAUCCAAGAACACAGCAUUCUGUGUUCAGCCAGCUUGUAUUCAGCCAUCUUGUGUAAUCCAGCCAGCUUGCAUUCAGCCUGCAUGUUUUGCACCACGCUUUUUCAGCAAGGCAAAGAAAGAAAAGAAGGCCAAACCAAAGACUGAUAUAUAUAAUCAUGUGAGCCAUCUCCCUGAGCUCAUUGCUGAACCUACAAGUGCUCGGUCAAUGUCCUUCGUGGGAACGCAUGAAUACUUGGCACCUGAAAUUAUUAAAGGCGAAGGUCAUGGCAGUGCCGUAGAUUGGUGGACGUUUGGGAUCUUCCUUUAUGAGCUUCUGUUUGGGAGGACUCCUUUCAAAGGGACAGGAAACAGGGCCACUUUGUUUAAUGUAGUUGGACAACCCUUAAGGUUUCCUGAGUCACCUAUAGUGAGUUUUGCUGCAAGGGACUUGAUCAGAGGUUUACUAGUGAAAGAGCCACAGCAUCGCCUUGCAUAUAGACGUGGGGCUACUGAAAUUAAACAGCAUCCAUUUUUUCAGAGUGUGAAUUGGGCUCUCAUUCGCUGUGCCAGUCCUCCGGAUGUGCCAAAACCAUUCAUAAUGCAUGAGGUGCCAAGAGUACCCACGACAGAUAAGGUGCCAGGAGUCGAUGUGAAGCCUUCAGGUAACUAUUUAGAGAUUGAUUUCUUUUGAUUCUUGUGAUUUUUCCCUUCCCUGAGUUGGUCUGCAUCCCAUUAUUUGAAUUUGCUUCAAUGAUCCUCUUUUCCAGUGGAAAGGAACACCAAUUUGUUGUUCCGUUAGCGCGCACAUGUAAAACUGCUCGUUUUUACCAGUAGGCAUGAUAACAUUGUUGAUGAAACUCAAGUGGACAUGAACAAGGAAUGGGAUUGAUGGGCAUUUUUCUUGUUUAUUUUUGGUCUUCCAUCACCACCUAUCCAACUUAAAAAGUAUAAAUUUCCCAG
Molecule: messenger RNA, 2552 nt
Organism: Ilex paraguariensis (yerba mate)
Lineage: Eukaryota; Viridiplantae; Streptophyta; Magnoliopsida; Aquifoliales; Aquifoliaceae
Source: the annotation of a GenBank genome assembly